AUGACAGGCACAGAUGGUACAGUAUCCUUCCCAGACCUUGGCGUAGAAUUCGCUUCUGGCUGCACCAACUUUGCGCACGCAAAGCACCAGCAUUGCUCUGCAUGCCGCCACUUGCCCGAACAUGACCACCUCAUUGCCGAUCAGCUUUCCGUGCUUGGCACAGAAGAGCGCGAGGAUGCUGACGGCCAAGGCCUUGAGAUCAUGUACGUCGUGCAAUGCAAAGAUCCUUCUGAUGCCUCGCAGGUAGUGGAAUUGCUUCUGCCGCGCCAAGAGGUGCGAAAAGAUUUGCUCCUGACCUUUGAAAGAGGGCUUUUGCCACAAAAGACAGAUCAUCGCAACAAAAAAGCUGCAAAAGCCAAGGGCUCGAGACAAAAAGCUCGGUGGCUGCGAAAAAACGAUGCAUCUUGUUCAAGCAUUCUGGCGCCCAAGAAGGCGCGUGUCAAGAAGAAGCCACGUUUGCCUGCCAAGCCUGCCAAGUUAGAGCCCACUGAGUGCACAGUCGACAAAGAUACCCACCGCCGCCGCCGAACCACAGGAGGCAUUUUGACUUGUGUGCUUAGUUGCGGAUUGUUGGCCGACUUCAUCGAGAUGUGGCGUGGGGAGCAAAUGGAAUUAGUGUACGUCUUUCUCCUUCAGUUUCUCAAAGACAUGCAGACGCGUGGGGUUUCCAUUUCUUGCGUUGCCUAUGAUAAUGCUUGCAAGCUGUGGAAAACAGUGCAAGAGAAGAAGGAUAGCAGGCCGCCAUGGUCUACCAACUUUUCACAAAUUGGGCUGGUUCUGGACCACUUCCACAAGCGCAAUCAUACGUGGUGCUUGAAGAAUCUUCCCCAGACAAACCCGGACACACCGCAAAAUGCGGCGCUGCUGAAAAACAAAAACACUGAAGCGUGCGAACAGCUGAACAGCUGGAUCACAGGAAGAACCAAAUCCAGCUUGGAGAUGCCACCUGGUCGCUUUGCCAUUUAUUGGCGCACCUUGUUCCAGCAGCACAAUGUUUGGUUGGAGGCAGAGGCUGACUGCUUGCGAAGACGAUUUGCCAAAGGCAAGAUGCAGCAUGUUUUCAUUGUGCACGACCAGCGGCCGCACCUGGGCGCCGUUGAGCAGUACAUGGUCCAAGCCCAAGGUGCGACAGCAAAGCCUCUGGCUUGGUUUCAGUUGGCGGACGAGAAGGCAGCCCACUUGGAGUUGCUGGCUGCAUUAAGAUGUGAAGGGUUGAAGUGUUUGAUGCACGGUGCGCUGAUGCUGACAGAAUGCAGCACUGUCGCAAGGCAUCCAAGGUUUCUGUCUCGGUGCACGCAUUGUAAGAUGUCCCCACUUCGACACUUCCUCUGCUUGGCUUUGGUUUGUGGAGCACGUGCUGCGAAAAGAGGGAAAUACACGCCAGCGAUGCCUGAGGAGCGCACCAUGAAUGGCAAAGAUGUGCGCCAAGCCACAAAGCUCUUAGAGACCAUGUGCCCUUUCCCUUCCGAGACUAUGGCCCAAACUGUGCCCUGUUCUUGGCAGUUCGCUGGGGCCCUAGCGCGGGCCACGAGCUUGCAUCAGAGCUGCGCCUUUGUGCACCUUCUCAUCAUGUUGUCACUGGUCCUGAACGCCGUUCAAGUCCGUUUUGGAGGCAUCUUAGGAAAGUUCCCCAACAUCCUGAUGCUUCAGCAUGGUGAACCUGGGGAUGGCAAAUCCAUUGCCCUGUGGCUGGUCCUUCAAGUUUUGUACUACUUCGACACCAUCAAAAGCAAGCAUGAUGCUGCCAGGCAUCGCAUCGACUCGCGCCGCUAUGAAGAAGCAAAGCGGGCUUACGAAGGAGCGCUUGCAAUCAAUGACCCUGAAGCUGAAGAGCCAGUUCCACCAACCAAGCCAGAAAAACGAGAUUCUGUGCAGAACAAAGGAACUUUCUAUGGAUUGGGAUGCCUCCUCGAGAAGCAAGGUGGGCGUGCAUUCCUGGCCUUGCAUGAAGGCAAGUCUUGGCUUUCUGAAGCGUUCGAACAUGCCAAAGGCGGAGGCUUGGAGGAUUUGAACCAAAUUCUCGACCACGACAUCUACAAGAACAACCCCGCCACAGGACAGUCUCGCUUUCAUGUGCGAAACCCGCAUGUUGUGGGCGCUGUCCUGAUGCACCUCGAAGAGUUGCUGGACAUUGGGAAGAAAGGCGACAGCGUUGCGGGACUCCCACGCUUCUUGAUCGGUCAUUUCUUAUCAGUCUGCAGCAAGGUCUGCCCAGAGAACUUGUCUGCCCAGGAAAUGCAAAACUUGCUCCUCGAAGACCCCAAUUAUUUCAAUGACCUUUCUUAUGAUGAGAUUGUCAAGGCUGCAACCAACUUGCUCUUGCUUGCUGAUGCGGCUUUUCCUUAUCAGCGUCGGAGAGACGAUGAAGUAGGGCCUGCCGCAAGCAGGUACUCCGAGAUCCGAGGAAUUCACACCAUGGAGUUUGCAGAGGGCGUUGUUAGCAGUUUCCAACAAGACUUCAAUGAGAUGGUGGAUGAUUACCGUAAGGCCAAGAAAGCAGGCGAUGCCAAGGCAGCACUUCUCAGCAAAGACAAGACCAGGCCCCUUCAGUUCAUCCCAGGCAUCCACAUCUUUGAGCAAGGCUUGCUCCACCUCUUGUCCUUGGCAAGCGUCCCCGCUGAUCAAUGGCAGAACCUUUCCCCAGAAGACAUGGUGCGGAAAGUGGCCGCGGUAAAUCCAGAUGUUUUCUUCAGUGAUUUUCUGCCAAGCUCCGUGCCUCCAUGUGCUACCCAGCAAUCCGUUGAUGCAGCAUUCUCUCUUUCCAGGUGGUUCCAAUCCGUCUACCACUUCAGCACGAACGCUGCUCAAAAGCUGGACGAAUUUCGAAAAGACCGUCUUAUUAAGACGGACUUGCCGCAGCCGAGCGCCCAAGCAUUUGCUGAGAAGCUGCAAAAGGCGGCUGCUGCCACAUUGAUUGACCCCGGCAACACCUUUCUGACCAUGGACAGGGUUACCUACAAACGCUUUGUCUUCGAUGCCAGCAACACGGAUGCCGAAGUCUAUGCCAAGCACUGCGACCUCAUCCUUCUCGCCCUGAUUGGCUUCAUUGCCAUCGGCCAUGGAAACUGGGCAAAGGUAAAGUACGCAGAAGAUGAUCCCAACUUCAUGUUGGCGGCCAACCGGCUGCAACUGUUCUCCCCAGAAGUCUCUUUUCAGGAGUUGCGCGCUGCCGUUCCUUUCAAUGAAGGGCCCCUUCCCAACCUUGACCAGGACAAUGCAGACACUGUGUGUCAAGCAUUGGUCAAACUUCUGAAAGGCUUCCCGAUUGCCAUUGACAAGCUGCCUGACAUUCAGGCUCUUGCUGUGCACGCCGACAUUCCGCCUUCGCAACCUGAUCCUGGUGCAUCACAAGCUGUCGCAACUUCUCCGCACAAGAAGCCGGAAGAACAGCAUGUGUUGACACAGGUUGCUCUUGGAAAUCCUGAGGCCAGUGAUGAUGAGCCGCCGGCGAAGCGGCUGAAAGACGAACCUCUCCAAGUCGCUGACCUGCGCAAUCACAAAGACACGAUGACGAAGAUGCUGGCUUGGAUCCUCAAGCAGAAGAACCAUUCUAUGCCGCAAUGGCGCUUGAAUGAAAAAGUGCGAGAGGUUCAUCCAACAACAGAAAAAUCCUAUGUGCUGGCUGCCAAAGUCACAAAGCUUUUGAUUUCAGCUACGCUAGCUGUGCCGACGCCAAACAAAACCAACAGCUUUGACCUUGUGAAGGUUCCUCAGGAAGAUCGCGAUUCCAUCGUCAUUGAGUUGGAGAAGGUUGGCAUCUUGAAGCCUGGAGACAAGCAGAAGGUCACAGUGCAGUUGGGAAAAAGAGACACUGCAGCAGUUUUUGAAGAGUGUAAGUUCCAGGAGUGCAUGGCAUUGUGUGCUGAAGGCUUCAAAGGCCACUUCAAAGGGCCACCGCCCUAUGCUGCUGGGCUCACAUUCUGGCUGGAGCUAACAAGGUGGAUUACUACUCUAACUCGUGACUACUACAUGUUCCUCUCAUGGCGCAUUGCUAUGUGUCUCCCCUUGGGGCACUGCGUGGUCAUGGAACUGCAACAUCAGCAGCAUCAGCAGCAUCAGCAUCAGCUCAGCGUGGGACUUCAGCCCUACCAAGAGACGAUGACGCGAGUGGCGCAGGAAAUCAGUGCCGGGCUGGAGAUGUUGGCACCGCUGAGCAGAGGGAUUGCAAUCCUUGGCUUCAUUGCGCUCCUGGCGGUGGCCUUUGCAUUUUGCCUCUUUGGUUUGCCAAAGAAAACACCGCAACAUGAAAGUGUGAAGGAUGGCUGUCCUGAGACUUGGGUGAUUUACCUGGGAUUGAUCUACACCUUCACUUACUUCACCACGGAUCAGUAUACUCCCAGCCUGCCACAGAUGGGCAUCGAUCUGCUUGCGCCGCAAGGGCUUAUGAGCGCCUCGAUCCAAAUGAAUUUCGUGGUGAAAGCUAUUGCUGGGAUCUUGACCGCCAGCCUGUCAGAUCGUAUUGGGCGAAGACCAGUGAUCUUGUUCUGCUUGUCGUUGCUGAGCGCAGCCAGUCUAUGCUGCGCCUGCGCAGAUCACAUCGAGUGGUUCCUGCUGGGUCGACUGCUUCAAGGCCUCGGCGAGUCGAUUGAGCCGGUCAUCUUUGCCAUGGCCAGGGAUUACUUUCCGGAGGCAGGCGAUCGCUUCACCAUCAUCGCCUUACUGCAGCUGAUGUCCACCUUUGGAGAACUGGUGGCGCCCGUGUUUGGAGGAUUCAGUGCUCAGCUUUUCUCUUGGAGAUUUUCGUUUCUGAUUCUGGCGCUUCUCUGGGGCUUCAUGGCAAUUUAUGCUGCACUGCGUUCAGUGGAAAGCUGUCCCGAUGGAGAACAGCAAAGUUAUUGGGGCAGUUGGAAACAAUUCUUGAACUUGCACCUGGGUUUUUUGUUGCUCACUGAAGCCUGCAACAUGGCUGCGUACAUGGUCUUUUUCACCAACAUCAGCUACGUAGUGCAUUCCUUUCACGGGUCGACCAUGCUUUGUUCCGGCAUUUUGCUGACCUAUUGCGCCGCGAACACCUUGGGGCUCCUGGUGAUGGAGCGACUCAAGGGUAGCGUGCUGGUCAAAGCAAAGAUUACGGUGACCUGCUAUGCUUCGAGCGGUAUUGUCCUCUUGCUGUUGGGUGCCUUUCGGUACGAGCAGCUCUGGGCCUACUGCGCUGGAGCCUUUUUGUCGGCCUGGCCAAGUAUCGGGAUGUUGGUCUCGGUGAAUGUGCUCUACUUCGAGCCCUUGAAAGAUAACGCAGGUCUCGCGGCAUCACUGGAGAUCUUGGCCAAGAGCGUGCCACCGUCCCUGUACUCUGUCUGGUCGACGCAGGCUUUGAUUCAUUCAGGUGUUCGUGGCGUCAUGGAGUUUCAGGCUGCUGCCGUCAUUUGCAGUGGCCUGGUCUUUUGGUGCUACGCUGUCUCUCCACCCAGCUGGACGUUGGAAGAGGCCCCUGCCGAGGCGAAUCAAGAACCAACGAAGGACUCGAAGGCUUUGACUGGCAGCGUGUAG
Cladocopium goreaui is the source of this 5490-nucleotide messenger RNA. The record is from the annotation of a GenBank genome assembly. NCBI's taxonomy places the organism in Eukaryota, Dinophyceae, Suessiales, Symbiodiniaceae.